Molecule: messenger RNA, 522 nt
Organism: Stegodyphus dumicola
Lineage: Eukaryota; Metazoa; Arthropoda; Arachnida; Araneae; Eresidae
Source: RefSeq, a predicted model, not a curated record
AUGAAAGAAGUUGAUAAGAAGCAAAUUAGUCCAGAGCAAAUAAGAACUAUAGCUUUGGAAACAAUUGAGCAACGUUUUCCGGCUGAGGAAUGGAUACAUGUAUAUACGGAUGGGUCUUUGACCGAUAGGAUUCAGGGGCCUGAAGCUGGAGCUUUUAGCAAGCUUUUCAGUUUCUACAUACCUGUGGGGGCUUACUCCACUCACUUUGAUGGAGAACUGAAAGCCAUUCAUGUAGCUGCCCAACAAUUAUCAUUGAGACAGAGCUCGUUCAGAAGGGCUGUUGUACUGUCUGAUUCAACUUUAGCAAUACAGGUCAUCUCCUCUUACCAAGAGUGUAAGAACAUAUGCGUUAAACAGUGUCAGGAAGUCAUAAAAGAAAUUUCCUAUAAGAUAUCUUUUCAAUGGGUACCUUCACACUGCGGUAUUAAUGGUAAUGAGAUGGCUGAUAAGCUUGCGAAAAAGGCGCUACGGUUUCCCAAAAGCCAAAAACGAGUACAAGCCUCCAUUCUAUUAAGCUUAUGA